Molecule: messenger RNA, 1539 nt
Organism: Exophiala bonariae
Lineage: Eukaryota; Fungi; Ascomycota; Eurotiomycetes; Chaetothyriales; Herpotrichiellaceae
Exons: 1
Coding region: 1-1539 (512 amino acids)
Biological process (GO): regulation of DNA-templated transcription; signal transduction
Source: RefSeq, a predicted model, not a curated record
AUGGCGGAACUCGGACUGGUGGCCAAUCUUGCCGGCGUGAUUGGGGCAGGCCUCGCUCUAUCCAAAGGCCUCUACGAUUUCGCGAGUGUGUUAGGGUCCGCUUCAAGAGACAUCAAGGAUCUCGCGACGGAUAUCAGCCUGUUCUGCUCUGUGCUGAAACACGUGCAGACAACACUGAAUCGCGCGAAAGCGUAUCGCCUGUCCAUGACCGCUGUGCAAACCGCCGAAGAUAUCAUCGAUCGAUGCCAACUCAUUUUCAGUGACUUACAAGAUACAAUCGACAAGUUGCGAAAGGGAGACGCCAAGCUGGACUUGCUUACGCGUGUGAAAUGGUACUUCAAAGAGAAGCGGGUACUGCUAAUUCACGAACAAUUGAAGACCUGCUCAGCGACGCUGCAUUUGAUGUUGACCACACUGAUGCUGGCCCAGAAAAUUGCCAAUAAGAGGUUUGAUUUAGCCCUUUUCCUCAGUCACAGCUAUGGGACUUCGAUGCUGAUUGAGCUUUACAGAUUGUCGUUAGAGCCCCAGGAUGACCAGGACGACCAAGACUCCCAGGAUCGCCUAAUGACCCACGCCUUAUUCAUGGCACAGCAGGCGGCCAAUGAGCGUCUCGAAGCCAUCGAGGACGAGCUCGUUCUCGAAGAUGCCGAAACUCAAUCGGAUCUCACCACCAGCAUGAGCUACUUAGCAAUCCCUGAUGCAGACAGCCCUCCAGGUGGCCAAAAUCGCGUGCACCGGAGGAACCGAUCGUCUCAAAUAAUCUAUGGCGCUGUUCAUAGCCCCAUCGCUCCUUCGUUAUCCGACUUCAGCAAGCAUAAGCGGGUUUCAGUGAUUGUCGGUGAUCACAUCAAUCGUCUCAGCCUCAUCGCUCAAGAUCCGACGCUGACCGAAAAUCGACUCUCUAUACUACAAACGGACGAGCUCCUUCGCCAAUGGACAGACCAGUCAGACCCACUGGCCGUUUCCGAAGAGGACAAUAGCACUUGGUUAAAAGAUUCGAAUGCAAAAUCCGAGAACAAACAAUUUCCUCUCGCUCCAGGCGUGCCUGUAACUCAACUACCUGGCUACAAUAUGCCCUAUGCCGGAUACCUGGCUUCGUUCUGGCCUAAGCCGGUAAUGUCAGGGUCUCAAAACAACCCACUCCCACCAAAAGCAAUGAGUUCAGGGGAGCCUGCACCGACAGCAAACAUAUUCAAAACAUUUCGGGUCGGCCUGGACGACCCUUGCUAUAAAGUCCUCCCUGCGGUACUGAAAAAGUACAAUAUCCACGCAGACUGGAGGCAAUAUGCACUUUAUAUCGUGUACGACGACCAGGAACGAUGUGUUGGCCUAGACGAAAAGCCGCUCUUAUUAUUCAAAGAGUUCGACCGCCAUGGGAAGAAGCCCAUGUUCAUGCUGCGAAAAGUUGCGAACCCCAUCCUUGAGCCUCCACUUGCUCUCCAACCUGCUCUUCAACCAACUACGCCACCAGCCAUAAAAACAGUUAUGCCAUCUAAUAUGCCGCCUGGGUGGAUCCCAUUGCCGGGUGGAGUACUCUAA